GCCCUUUGGGCCGGUCCUGUGCAAGACUACACCCUUCAUCCAGCACGUAUCUGUCUGUGCUUCUGUCAACACAUUGGCAGUUAUUGCCGUUGAUAGAUAUAUGGCGAUCUGUAACACGUGGAGGAGGAAGCUGUUUACCACGUUCACCUCUCGUGUCGCCCUAGUAAUGAUUUGGGCUGUGGCAUCUAUUGUUCAACUUCCGGUGUUCAUCUAUUAUGAGGAAUUCAUGGGAGAUCCGCCGUACACUAUUAAGAUGUGCGGCACACACUGGCCCACAUAUGACCUUCAAAGAGGGUACUUUGUCAUCGCCCUAUUUCUGUUCUGUUACGCGCUGCCGCUGGUCCUUAUCCUGGUGUGUUAUAUGAUGAUAACUAUUCGCGUUUGGAACAGACAUGCGCCUGGGCACUCUGCUAAUAGUUCCGGUGUGAUACAGAAAUCUAAAAUCAAAGUAGUUAAAAUGUUCGCAAUGGUUGUAACACUGUUUACGUUAUCAUGGCUACCGCAGUACGUAAUCCGAUUUGUGUUUUACUACUCUCCUUAUCUGACCCAUGAUAUCGUUAUCACACUUUCGAAAUAUGUAAUCCCGACCCUGCAAUGGCUGGGCCUAUCAAACAGCUGUAUCAACCCUUUAAUUUACUGUCUUUUCAACAAAAAGUAUCGAAGGGGGUUUAAAACAUUGCUGCGUUGUUAUCGCUAUGGAGAUGCUUCUCAUCAAAUCAUGAAACACCAAUCAACAAUAAAUAGUGGAGGGACAGCGUUGACCGACUCGACCAGGAGACCAACGCGGAUGUAUUCUCCCGCCAAAUUCAUGUCUGUUGAAUAUUCGAAUGGUCACAUGACCGUCUCUUUCAGGAAGGAAGAUGAUGACACCUCCACAUCUGGCAGCUGACUUGCCAUUUCACAAGGUCACGCAGAUAGUGGUAAUGGUACUCUAACUUAGUGCGGAAAAGCAGUGUUAUAUGUAGUACACAAGCUGUUGUGGUAAAGAAUUUAUUUGUUUCAGAUAUGUAUCAGGUGUUCAAUGAUCAUUGUAUAUUUUCUAUCAUUGCAUAUAACACGUUUGCUUUCGUCUGUUUGAAUAUAUAUAUUGAAUAAACAAGUUGCUAGUGUUA
Messenger RNA from Pecten maximus, 1112 nucleotides. RefSeq names its product neuropeptide SIFamide receptor-like. Gene Ontology annotation, cellular component: membrane. Gene Ontology annotation, biological process: G protein-coupled receptor signaling pathway. Gene Ontology annotation, molecular function: G protein-coupled receptor activity; peptide binding. Bases 101 to 889 code for a protein of 262 amino acids. The record is from RefSeq and is a predicted model, not a curated record. NCBI's taxonomy places the organism in Eukaryota, Metazoa, Mollusca, Bivalvia, Pectinida, Pectinidae. The transcript is spliced from 2 exons.